ACUCGUCAUUGAACAUGUGUGUAAUUUGACAUUACUGCUUGUUUUCUUUUUAUGCGCUGUCCAAUUAUAAAUUGUGUGGUUGAAAAGUGUGCAAAUUUUAUAAAUAAUUAAGUUUUAGUAAUUAUAUUAAUAGUACAAUGAAGCCAAAAAAGAAGUUGGGAGUUGGUCUGAGCCGUGAAGAACGUAGUGUUAUUGUCAUUGGUGAAAUAAUACAAGAAUUAUUGAAGGCGCAUGAAGAGAAAAAGGACGUAAAUUUAAAUCGUUUGAAAGCACGCAUUUCCUCAAAGUAUGGUUUGGAAAGUUCACCACGCCUGGUAGACAUCAUUGCCGCUGUGCCACAAGAGGCAAAGAAAAUCUUGCUACCAAAGCUGCGCGCCAAGCCUAUACGCACAGCUAGUGGUAUCGCUGUUGUUGCUGUCAUGUGCAAGCCGCAUCGUUGUCCACACAUUAAUAUGACCGGCAACAUAUGUGUUUACUGUCCCGGUGGGCCAGAUAGUGAUUUUGAAUAUUCAACGCAAUCGUACACCGGUUAUGAACCAACAUCUAUGCGUGCCAUACGUGCGCGUUAUAAUCCCUUUCUGCAAACACGUCACCGUGUUGAACAAUUGAAGCAACUGGGACAUUCAGUAGAUAAAGUUGAAUUUAUUGUAAUGGGCGGCACUUUCAUGAGUUUGGAUGAAAAAUAUCGCAACGAGUUCAUUAUGAAAUUGCAUGACGCACUUAGUGGCCACACCAGUCGUGAUCUGAAGGAAGCUAUACGUUAUUCGGAGAUUUCACAUACUAAAUGCAUUGGUAUAACGAUUGAAACACGUCCGGAUUAUUGUCUUAAGCGUCAUAUCACUGAUAUGUUGAAUUACGGUUGCACACGUUUGGAAAUUGGCGUACAGUCGGUGUAUGAGGAUGUAGCACGCGAUACAAAUCGUGGUCAUACUGUGAAAGCGGUAUGCGAAAGUUUCAAGUUGGGCAAGGAUUCUGGUUACAAAAUUGUUGCGCAUAUGAUGCCUGAUUUGCCAAAUGUAGAUUUUGAACGUGAUUUGGAGCAGUUUAUUGAAUACUUCGAAAAUCCAGCCUUCCGCUCGGAUGGCUUAAAAAUUUAUCCAACGUUGGUGAUACGUGGCACUGGUCUAUAUGAGUUGUGGAAAACUGGUCGCUAUAAGUCCUAUCCACCAUCAAUGUUGGUUGAUUUGGUGGCAAAGAUAUUGGCAUUGGUGCCGCCAUGGACGCGCGUCUAUCGUGUACAACGCGACAUACCAAUGCCGCUUGUGAGUUCCGGUGUGGAGCACGGCAAUUUGCGUGAAUUGGCGCUGGCGCGUAUGAAAGAUUGGGGCACAGAGUGUCGUGACGUGCGCACACGUGAAGUUGGCAUACAAGAGAUACAUAAUAAAGUGCGUCCAUACGAAAUCGAGCUGAUACGUCGUGACUACUAUGCCAAUGGGGGUUGGGAGACUUUCCUCUCAUAUGAAGAUCCCGAACAGGAUAUACUUGUGGGUUUAUUGCGCUUGCGCAAAUGUUCACCAGAUACGUACCAAAAGGAGUUGACAAAAGUGGGACAAUGUUCGAUUGUGCGCGAAUUGCAUGUGUAUGGCUCGGUGGUGCCCGUAAGUUCAAGAGAUCCGACCAAGUUUCAGCAUCAGGGUUUCGGCAUGUUGUUGAUGGAAGAAGCAGCACGUAUUGCAAAGGAGGAACAUGGCAGCGUGAAGUUGGCUGUUAUUUCUGGUGUGGGAACACGCGCUUAUUAUCGUAAACUGGGUUAUGAGCUGGACGGCCCUUAUAUGUCUAAAAUGUUACAGGAUGACGAGUGGAUUGUGUAAUUAUUUGCAGUUAUUUUUUACAGCUAUAGUUAUUUGUAGUUGAAAGACAUAAAAUGUCCGUUUUAAUAAUUUUAAAAUUUAAUAAUUUCUAAUAAAGUGCAAAUAACCGUCUAA
Molecule: messenger RNA, 1925 nt
Organism: Zeugodacus cucurbitae (melon fly)
Lineage: Eukaryota; Metazoa; Arthropoda; Insecta; Diptera; Tephritidae
Gene: Elp3
Product: elongator complex protein 3
Exons: 6
Coding region: 138-1811 (557 amino acids)
Biological process (GO): tRNA wobble base 5-methoxycarbonylmethyl-2-thiouridinylation
Cellular component (GO): cytoplasm; nucleus; elongator holoenzyme complex
Molecular function (GO): iron-sulfur cluster binding; acyltransferase activity, transferring groups other than amino-acyl groups
Source: RefSeq, a predicted model, not a curated record